Molecule: messenger RNA, 1092 nt
Organism: Epinephelus moara (kelp grouper)
Lineage: Eukaryota; Metazoa; Chordata; Actinopteri; Perciformes; Serranidae
Gene: zcchc10
Product: zinc finger, CCHC domain containing 10
Exons: 4
Coding region: 55-540 (161 amino acids)
Molecular function (GO): zinc ion binding; nucleic acid binding
Source: RefSeq, a predicted model, not a curated record
ACCGGAAAUACAUUCUGGAACGAUGUCGACGAAGAAGAAAAAGUAAACUGCAACAUGGCGACUCCCAUGCAUAGAAUAAUAGCCAGGAGGCAAGCGGAGGCAAACAAACAACAUGUGCGAUGCCAGAAGUGUUUGGAGAUGGGACACUGGACCUACGAAUGCACAGGGAAGCGGAAAUACGUGCACAGACCGUCGAGAACUGUUGAGAUGAAAAAGAAACUGAAGGAGAAUGAAAACAAACCACUCAGCAUCACUGGACCAGGAAGAGAAGGCUCCAGUGAGAAGAAAGUUAAAAAGAAGGCUAAAGAUGGUAGCGACAGCAGCAGUGAUUCAGACGGCUCCUCAAGUGACUCAUCGUCAGACAGCAGCGACUCCUCCAGCUCCUCUUCAGAUGACAGCGACAGCAGCAGUGACAGCGACGAUGACAGCUCUUCCUCAUCUUCCUCUUCCUCCUCCUCUUCGUCCUCAGACAGCUCAGACUCAGGAAGCAGUAGCGAUUCCGAUCAAGGACCUCCAAAGAAGAAGAAAAAGAAGAAAUAAGUGAAUGUGUUGUUUGUUUCCCCUAAGUUAACUUCAGCUGUCCACUAUUGUUUCCCCUCUAAUCCAUCAUAGCUGUUUGGAUCUGAAAGGACAGGGCACAUUUAGGGCUGUUAUACUGCUUGUACAGUUUUAGCAAAAAUGGAAAUUAGAAGAGUUUAUUUUGGGUUGGCUACUGUGUCAUGUUCUGAUUUUGUUUGUUUUGUUUUUUAAAACACAUUUCCCUGUUACUUUUGUUUAUGUGAUAUUUUCUCACGUUCGUAGCUCUACUGAGGAUAUAAAGUCCAGAUGUCUUAGGAAACUAAUGUGCUUAUUCAUGUUGAAUCUGUGAUUUUGUACUAAAGUAUAUUUUUAGUCAAACUUAAUCUGUACAGCUCACAACCUCAAUAAAGCAACGCCACAUCUGGUACUCAGUAGAUAUUGAUAAUGAGACCUUUUAAAGCAUACUGAAUAAAUGUUUGUGGAAAAUAUAAAUUAGUUUAAAAUUAGAAGGUCUUGUUGCUAUUAAAUUGCAGUUGUUUGUUCCACUGUAAAAUAAACUUUGCUUGUUUUUAA